AUGGUCAGCCACAACAACGCAGUGCCACAAUCAAAGUGGAAGAAACAAUGGACUAACAGAACCAAGUUGUUCUUCGAUCAGCCAGCCAAGGCCAAGAAGAGACAAGAAUUGAGAAUCAAGAAGGCUAAGAAUGUUUUCCCACGCCCAACUGAAUUGUUACGUCCUGUUGUUAGACUUUCCGGAAGAAGAUAUAACAGAAGAGUUGUUUUGGGAAGAGGUUUCUCCGUCGAGGAAUUGAAGCAAGCUGGUAUUCCUCUCCAAUUCGCCAAGACCGUUGGUAUUGCUAUUGAUACCAGAAGAAGAGAUUUGAGUGAAGAGAGACUCCAAGCUAACGUUCAAAGACUUCAAGAAUACAAGCAAAGAAUUGUUUUGUUCCCAAGACAAAAGGGUACUCUCAAGAAGGGACCAAUUGCUGACAGUGAAACCACUAAGGUUGAAUCCCAAGUCAAGGGUACUGUUUUGCCAAUCAAGAAGGAAGUCGCUGCAGUUGAAACCAGAGAAAUUACAAAGCAAGAAAAGGAGUCUAGCGCUGUUAGAGCUAUUGUCAAGGCUAGAAAGUCAAUUAAGCAAUACAGCUAUCUCCAAAAGAAGAAGAACAAGGUUACCACUCAAGCUCCACAAGGCACUGUUACCACUGAUGAACAAUAA
Naegleria fowleri is the source of this 648-nucleotide messenger RNA. RefSeq lists its product as uncharacterized. The record is from RefSeq and is a predicted model, not a curated record. The transcript has a single exon. Gene Ontology annotation, cellular component: cytosolic large ribosomal subunit; ribosome. NCBI's taxonomy places the organism in Eukaryota, Heterolobosea, Eutetramitea, Acrasida, Naegleriidae. Gene Ontology annotation, biological process: translation. Gene Ontology annotation, molecular function: structural constituent of ribosome; RNA binding. The coding region runs from base 1 to 648 and encodes 215 amino acids.